AUGCGGGGCCACUUCCGGGCUCUCCCGGAAGUUGCCGUUGCCAUAGAGAACCCGGAAGUGGACGCUGCCAUGGCGACCCCGGACGCCAUCCCGGACUCGACUGCAGAGGGGUCGCAGGAGGAGGGGCAGCAGAAGAGCUCUGAGGGGCUGGAAAAGAGUGAAAGUUCUGCAUCGAAAGCAGAGAGCGAACAAACGAGUUCUGUGACCUCUGCGAAAACCCAGGACCAGGAACAGGAAAAGGAACAAGAGCAAGAGCAGGAGCCCGAACAGGAGCAGGAGCAGGAGAAGGAGCAGGAUGAGGACCAUGAGAGCAUCAUUUCCUCACUGCUCUCUGAUGCAGAACCCGAGGGUCACAGCCCCAGAACACCGAAGCGAGUCCUGGCGUUCGUGAGGAUCAAGCCAACUGCUCAUUUUGCCCAAGAUAUGAUCAAGCUUGGGUCAGACAACAAGAGCAUCGAUAUCUACAUCCGAAAGAGUCCCAGGGGAGGAGUUGUGAAUAACUCUCAGACUGACUGGUCCUUCAAGCUGGAUGGGCUCCUCCACAACACUUCCCAGGAAAUGGUUUAUGAGACCGUGGCAAAGGACUUGGUGUCCAAAGCUUUGCAGGGCUACAACGGCACCAUCAUGUGCUAUGGGCAAACUGGGGCUGGCAAAACCUACACCAUGACGGGAGCAGCCUCUGAGUACAGAAACCGAGGGAUCAUCCCCAGAGCUAUCCAGCAGAUCUUCAAAUUAGCUGCAGAAUUCCUCAAUAUCCUGGUCACUGUCCGAAUUUCCUACCUGGAGAUCUACAACGAGACCUUGUUUGACCUCCUGGCACCGGCCAUGGGCCGGGGGUGCAAGGACAACCAGCUGGCUGUCAUGGAUGGUCCCCAGGGGGUUUAUGUCAAGGGGCUCUCCAUCCACCCUGUGAGCCACGAGGAGGAGGCUCUGCAUCUCCUUUUUGAGGGUGAGACCAACAGAGUGAUAGGAGAGCACUCCCUGAAUAAGAAUUCCUCCAGAUCCCACUGCAUCUUCACCAUGUACAUUGAGUGUCGUUCCAGAGAUUACACAAAUCACAAAUGCCUUAAAUCUAAAAUCACCUUAAUUGACCUGGCAGGAUCUGAAAGGCUGAGCAAGACUGGGUCUGAGGGCCAGGUCCGGAUCGAGGCCUCCUACAUCAACAAAUCCCUGACGUUCCUGGAGCAGCUGGUCAUCGCCCUGGCUGAUCCCAAGAGGGAGCACAUCCCCUUCAGGCAGAGCAAACUCACCCACGUCCUCAAAGACUCUCUGGGGGGAAACUGCAACACUGUCCUGGUGACAAACAUCUAUGGGGAAGCUGAGCAUGUGGAAGAGACUCUGUCCUCCCUUCGCUUUGCCACCAGGAUGAACUGGGUGACAGCAGAGCCUGUCCCCAACAAACCCUUUUACAGAGAGGCAUCAGUGAAGGCUCUGGAGGAGGAGAUCCAUCUCCUGAAGAAAGAGCUGAUCUUGCACGACUGCUUGGCAAAUCGUUCCUUCACGAGUUACAACCCCCUGACUACAGCCCAGAGGGCAGAAAUCAGAUCCCAAGUCCAGAAUUACCUCAGAGGAGUCAUUGAAGAAAUCAGUAUUGUGAAUGUUAGGCAGAUCCAGGAGGUGUUUAGACAGUUCAAAGUGAUUGUAAGCCAACAGGAGGAAGAAGUGGAGUCCAGGCUCUGGAACAAGUAUGGGCUGGGACAGAGAGACACAGCAGCUGAGUCUGAGUCCAGCUCUAGUUCUGAUCUGUACUUGGAUGAGGCUCAGGAGGAGGAGGAGGAGGACAUGGAAAGUACAGUUGAUAAGGAUGAGGAUUUGGAGCAGGAAGAGAAUGAAGAGACUCUUGAGGAUGGAAGUCAUCCUACAUCCCCCAUUCCUGCUGGGGAGAAGGAAGCCAAGAAGGACAAUGAGAAGGAAAGAAGGGGGAGCUCUGCUCUUGAGACAAGUCAGGAUGAUUCCUCACCACCCAAAAGUCCCAGCAAGGUUCUGGAUGAGGAAGAGGAAGGAAGUGACCAGGACAGUGAUGAAGAGAUCUCAAUCCCAUCUUCAGGGGAGGAUUUCCAGAAGCUCAGAUCCCCUCCAUCCAAGCAUGAGGCGUUUGAGCUGUUCAAGAAGGAGGCUGGACGGGAGAUCCACCGGAUCUUCAGGCAGAACAAGAGAAUCCUCAUUUCCAGGAAGAAGAGAAGCCACUCUGUGGUACAGAGGAUCAAUCGAAUCAAGCAGCAGAUGGAGGCAAUCAAGGAGGCUCUGGAGGCUCAGAAGAGGAAGAGGAGGCAGGAGGGAGAAUACAUGGAUGAGAAAGGACAGGUGAUCAUUGAUGAGGAGGAGUUUUCCCUCAUCCUGAAGCUGAAGGAGCUGAAGGAGCAGCACAGGGCUGGCUUUACUGAGCUGCAGGACCUGAAGGCAGAGAUCCAGUACUGCCAGCAGCUCGUGGAUAAGUGCAGGAAAAGGCUCAUCUCAGAGUUUGAGAUCUGGUACAACGAAUCCUUCUGUAUCCCUAAACACAUGAGGGAAGCUCUGAAGCCUGGUGGGAACAUCAGGCCUGGAAUGAUUCCCAUAAACAGAGUCACGUGCCUGGAUGAAGACGUGCAGGACAAGUUUGAGCGAAAGCAGGAGAUGGUGCUGCCAGACUGCCCAGGCUCCGUGUCCUUCUACAGGGCCAGGAUGAAGACAGAUCAAAAGCAAACCUUCACCAGGACCAUGGCAGCCCUCCGGAAAAUGCGCGGGAAACCCGAACUGGUCACGGCUGCUGGGAAGAAGAAAGCCCUGUCCUCCCUGCCAGUCACAUAGCCUGGAUCCCAGCAUUCCCGAAGGAAUGCCACCUCAGGAAGUGCCUUGUGCUCGAGUCCACGAUCGAUUAAUAAAAAUAAACAGCAGGAAAGUGAACCUCCCAACCUUUGGGCAGGCAGGGAGUUACUGGGA
Sturnus vulgaris (Common starling) is the source of this 2919-nucleotide messenger RNA. It is a transcript of the gene KIF9, whose product is annotated as kinesin family member 9. Gene Ontology annotation, molecular function: microtubule motor activity; microtubule binding; ATP binding. Lineage: Eukaryota; Metazoa; Chordata; Aves; Passeriformes; Sturnidae. Gene Ontology annotation, biological process: microtubule-based movement. The record is from RefSeq and is a predicted model, not a curated record.